This is a messenger RNA of Plasmodium vivax (malaria parasite P. vivax), 812 nucleotides long. RefSeq lists its product as hypothetical. NCBI's taxonomy places the organism in Eukaryota, Apicomplexa, Aconoidasida, Haemosporida, Plasmodiidae. The record is from RefSeq and is a predicted model, not a curated record. The transcript has 3 exons. The coding region runs from base 225 to 575 and encodes 116 amino acids.
CCUUUUACACUGAUUUGCUUAUGUAUAUCCGUUCGCCCUGUUAACGCGCGUGGCCCCUGCCCCCUGCCCCCUUUGGAACUUUUCUGAAGAUCGAAAGCACAGAGCUGAGCAGUUGCCGCAGGAGCAGUGGUACGAGCGUCCGUGAAGCGCAUAGUCAGAGCAAAAUCUAUAAAUAUCCCCACCCCCGCAUCCCCGCAUCCCCGCAUCCCCGCAUCCCCGCAAACAUGUUCGCAAGGAGCCUUGGGCGAGAAGCGCUUAAGCGGGUCGCUGGACACCCGUGUAUGCUCCCCCAAAUGGGCCACGUUAAAAACGAAGUGAAGAACGCGAACAUGUUCACGAAGAGAGGCGUAUCCUUCUCGAGAAUACAUUUAACGCACUACCUGGAGGAUUACUAUACGUCGGCGGAAAUUGCCACGAACAUGGUGUCGCCCAUGUCUGAGUACGUUUGGUGGAGCUGGCUUUUCCUGCAGGCCACCAUAGUCUUUGGCACCCUGUUCCACUCGAACUAUUACUUCACGGGGAAGGCCCUGCCCAAAGUUCAAGGGAACUCCCAGUUGUGUGAAGAUUCAUGGUGAAGUCUUCUCCCCAUGUAGGGAUGAACGGAUGGAGGAUGCGUCCACCCAUGGAGAUAACCCUCAUUUGAAAACUUUUUCCAUUUUUUUUCCCAUUUUUUUUCCAUUUUUUUUCGAUUUUUUUUCAUUUCGCCCCAUUGCGUAGUGUAUCACGUGCGUGUACUUCCCGCGCCCCGUUUCGUUUUUCAUUAAAUUUAUCUCUUCGCGCAACUGUGAGGAACUUAAGAGAUAUUUUUGCGG